Molecule: messenger RNA, 1998 nt
Organism: Harmonia axyridis
Lineage: Eukaryota; Metazoa; Arthropoda; Insecta; Coleoptera; Coccinellidae
Product: cytokine receptor-like factor 3
Exons: 6
Coding region: 150-1421 (423 amino acids)
Molecular function (GO): protein binding
Source: RefSeq, a predicted model, not a curated record
UACAAAUCGUAAUUUGAUUUGUCGGUGAAUUCUGCCAGUUUUUUAUUAUUUUAUCAUUGAAAUACUCCUUUUUACAAAGUUUUUUCGAGUGCAUAUGUUGCAUGGGUUAAAUAGAACAGCGUAUACCAGUGUUUCUUCAAGUUUUAAAGAUGAAUAAGCAAAAAAUUAAAGAAAUAUGCAGUGUAGCUGAAAACUAUCUUCAGCAACUGAAGGAAAUGGAAGAUGAAAUUUCAAGCGGAAUCAAACAGAUCAAUGAAACAGCAGAUACUGCAGAAGGAAUGCUAAUGAGACGCUUCACCACUUUGCAAGAGCAUAUUAACAAUCUAUUAACCCAAAAAAAGUUAACGUUGCUGGAGAAAGUUCUAAAGACCAAGGAAGAGGCUUCUGCACCAUUGCAAGCCUCCUUAGAAGGAAUGAGGGAAAAAAUUCGAGGUAUAGAAAAAUUCAUACAAUUAGGAGAGAGUAUCGAUGAGAAGUGUUCUUUAGACAAUAUAAUGGUUGUAGAUGAAUUCAUCAGACAAUCGGAAGAAUUAGAAAAAUUUCCUUCCGUUUCAUUAGUUGCAAAGGUGCCUUAUAUCACUUUUGAGGCAGAUGAUAGUUGUUUGAGUCCCCUUAAAGAUAUUAUUUCUAGUUACGGAGACAUAACCACAAUAGGCCCAGUUCAGAUAUGCGGUCUCAUAGAAAAGCCUGGAGCUAUUCUAGUGGAGUGGCGAAUGUCAGAAGCUGAAGAUCAGCCAGUAGAUGUUCAAGAAUAUUGUUUGCAGAAAGCUCCAGGAGACUGUGUUUCAGAUAUAACCAAUUUCGAAACUUGUUAUGUGGGCGAAGACACACAUUUUCUAAGCAAAGAUGUCCUUGUGGGCCAAUACUAUUCAUUCCGAGUUGGUUGCAAAUUUGAGGGUAGUAGCAGCUUAAGUCGCUGGUCUAUACCUAUGCCAUUUAAAACCACAAUAAAAUCCUACAACUGGAAAGAGAGUGGUUAUUACUCAAUGAAUGACGAAUUUAGAAUAGCUAAACCAUUGAUUGAUUCGCCACCUAUACUCAUCUCAGAAGGUCGACAAUACCAAGUAGGGUAUACAAUUGAAUUCACUAUCUUAGAAUUGGAUGAUAAUGCUGCGUAUAUAGGAUUAUUAAAAGAGGAUAAGAAAACCCUUUCGAAAUUAGAAGAUCCUAAUGGAACAUUCAUCAUUGAUUCAACAGGUCUCAUCAAAGUUGAUGGUGUAACAAAGUCAACAUUUCUACCAAGGUUUAAAAAAAAGUGCAAGAUCUGUUUCAGCUGUGAAUGUUUGAAGGAUGAGAGAGUUGUUAUUCAUAUUGAUUUAGAUGAAAAACGAGUCACAUAUGAAUGGGGAGUAAAUAAAGCAGAUCUUUUGUAUUUCGCAGCUGAACUUCCAACCACAAAAUGGAAAAUAAUGGUAGAAUAACAGUAUAACGCAGAUUUCAUCCAUUCAAGUAUUGAAUUAAACUGAUAUGGACUUGGUAUUUUCUUACUUUCUAUAUUUAUAAAAUCGGGGGUGAGAAAAAAUAUUCACAACUCCAUGGGUCUCAAAAAUGUAAAUUUUCACUCAGUAAAAUCGGAUAAUAUAUAUUGUGUAGUGGAUAUACAACAGUAGGAAAAUUCCUUAUGUAUUUAUAUGUUGUUUAAAUUAUUGAUUUAAAAAAAAUUUAAGAAUCCCAUUUCUGAAUCUAUUUUCACAAAAAAAGAUUGCAUUUCCAUGAUCACUGGCGUUUUGUUUAUUUAUAGUCUCCCAAAUAUGCCAUGUUCUUUGAAGAAAUUGAAUUUUACUGUGUUAUUGAAGCCAAUUUGAAAAAAUAACUGUUUUUAUUUAAUGCUCAAAUUUUAUUACUUGUUUAGAUACAUAUAGAUAAAUUUCUAUUUUUUCUUCUGGAAAUUUUUAUGAAUUGAGAGAUGUUACCUUUUUGAAGUAUUUUAUAUGAAGGCUCAAUAUUGAGAAGUGUCAUACUCAUGUACUAGUCUCGAAAAUAAACUAUUUUGAUUAA